UCGCAUCUCCGGUCUCGAGCCAGCCAAUUCCACCUCCCAGGCCAAUCCAGAUCUCCCUCCGGCGUCCUCUCAAUUCCUCUCGGGCUGCAAACCAUGUCCCUCAGCGCCCCUCUUCGCCGCAGCGCGGCCACCACCGUCCGCGUCCAGACCUCCACCACCUUCAUCUGUUCGCAAUGCCGACAUGCUACUCUCCUCCGCCGUCCCAAGCGCCCCUACCAGUUCACCCAGCUGAUUACCAUGACCGAUGGUAGCACCUUCACUCAUCGCACUUCCUCCCCUGUCCCCGUCUACCGCUCGACCCGUGACACGCGCAACACCCUGCUCUGGAACCCGACUUCAAGCAAGCUGAAGAGCGUCGAAGAUGAUGAGGCCGGUCGAUUGGCGGCCUUCCGAGCCAAGUUUGGUCGCAGCUGGGACGUGAACACGCCCGUGGAGGGAGCAGAAUCGAAGACGGACCAACCGGAAAAGAGCAAAGAGGCCGCUGCCGCGGAGGCCGCUGCCGCUGAAGAAGAGGACGACAACCUGCUGGAUCUGAUCAGUUCAUUCGGCCAGGAGGAGCAGCAGCCGGGCAAGAAGAAUUAAUUGGAUUGCGCUAGAAUGGGGAUGGGAGCUAGGGGGUUUCAUUGAUUUUCGUUCGAUGUUGUUGUUAUACGAUACAGAUCUUGUUCAGCUUUAUGUACAGUACACCAUACCAUUCAAAUGGAGUUUCAGCAUCGGUGGUUCCCGCUUCCAGGGUAUGGCCUCUAACCGAGGCGUUGAAUUGGUGGGAACAAACAAGGUAGAAGGAUUA
Messenger RNA from Aspergillus sclerotioniger CBS 115572, 790 nucleotides. RefSeq names its product mitochondrial 54S ribosomal protein bL31m. The transcript has a single exon. Bases 94 to 582 code for a protein of 162 amino acids. Gene Ontology annotation, biological process: mitochondrial translation. Gene Ontology annotation, molecular function: structural constituent of ribosome. The record is from RefSeq and is a predicted model, not a curated record. Gene Ontology annotation, cellular component: mitochondrial large ribosomal subunit. NCBI's taxonomy places the organism in Eukaryota, Fungi, Ascomycota, Eurotiomycetes, Eurotiales, Aspergillaceae.